This is a messenger RNA of Cyprinus carpio (common carp), 2478 nucleotides long. RefSeq names its product B-cell receptor CD22-like. The record is from RefSeq and is a predicted model, not a curated record. NCBI's taxonomy places the organism in Eukaryota, Metazoa, Chordata, Actinopteri, Cypriniformes, Cyprinidae.
GUUUCCUGUUGCCUCAUUUCCCCUUAACAUGUUUUGUGUGUGUGUGAACAGGAGGGAUGUGGAUGUCAGCAACUUGUGGUUAUUGCCCUGUGCACCUCGCUGAAGGUGGCGUAGAGUUUCGCUGGAGACAGAGACCGAGUUUAGAGGCUCAGAGAGACGGGAGAUGAGACAGUGGGAUGGCCAGCGUGUCACCACCCUUCAACUUCUGCUUUCUCUGGCUCAGCAUCCCACACUGUGUGUCUGGUGCCAUUCAGCUCCCUCUUUAACACAUGUGCAUGUCCAUGUAUCCACAGACGGCUGGCAGCGCUUGCUGAAGAACAUCAGAACCAGGGCUGAGAUGUGGGGGUGCAUAAUUGUGACCUCUGUGCUUCUUCUGUCAGGAGUUGGGGCAAGUAAAUGGGUAGUGUAUUUCUCCAGGACGGACAUCUGCGCUUGGGCCGGGACCACUGUAACACUGCCGUGCCGCUAUGAUUACCCCUCGCCCUUCAGCUCCACGCGGGUCACAUGGUUUCACAUCUCUGCAGAAGGCAGACGGGAAAUCGCCUACCAUACUGAUGGGAAUCUGUUGAGCCCCUCAUACAGGGACAGGAUCAAAUACAUGGGGGGCCUCAAAAGAUGCAGUUUGCAGAUCACAAACAUGAAGCUGAGCGAUGCAGGAACAUACCAUUUCAGAUUCGAGACUGACAACCAGCAGGGACGAUGGACCUCUCCUGAUGCCAUCACACUGUCCGUCACAGAGCUUCAGGUUCAUAUACAUCCACCGAGAAUAGGCAACAUGUUUGCUGCUGGCGAGACGGUCUUCCUGAGCUGUGUGGCACGAGGCUGUGCCGCCCCUGGCAGGAACUUUGCCCUUUAUCGGAAUGGGAUCAAUUUGGGUCAGUCCAACAAGCUGUCAGCCAUCUAUAACUUUGACAGUCAGCAUGCAGGUACCUACACCUGCCGUCCAAUACCACCUCAAAACGUUCAGUCACCGGGAGUCACCCUGGCUCUUGGAUAUGCUCCUCGCUACACCACGGUACAGAUUACCCCUCGAGAAGCAGUCAGAGAGGGCGAUUCGGUGACUUUGACCUGCAGUAGUGAUGGAGCUCCGCCAGCAGAAAGUUUUGCCUGGUUUAAAGAAGGAGUGAGCGGCAGUGUGCCAGACAGCUUUAGACCUGAGCUGAGAUUGUGGAGUUUGAACUACAGGGACCAUGGAGAGUACUUCUGUGUGGCCCGCAACCCGCUCGGCACAGACCGGUCCAGACCGAUUUUACUGAAUGUUACCUACUCCCCAAAAAACACAAGAAUCCUCAUCAGUCCUAAAGGAGACAUCAUGGAAGGGUUUGCUGUCAAUCUGACCUGCAGAAGCAACGCCAACCCUCCCAUAGAGAAAUACGCCUGGUACAAAGUGAACGGCGGUCAGCCCUGGACCAAAGGCAAUGCGCAAAAUCUCACCUUUUCUAGCGUGCGUUCCCAUCAUGCCGGACAGUACUACUGUACUGCCUGGAACGGGUUCAGCAUGGGAACAUCGCCCACUAUUUCCCUUUCAGUGCUUUAUGCCCCCAAAAACACCUCUGUGUUGGCACGGCCUUCCACUGUGAUCGAAGCGGGCAGCUCGUUGACGCUGACCUGCAUCAGUCAGGCCAAUCCGGCGGUGGAGAACUACACCUGGCACCGGAUCAAUGCGGCUGACGCCUGGGAAACUCGAUCGGGUCCCAGCUACACCAUUGCUGAGAUCAGCCCUGGAGCCAGCGGCCAGUACUACUGCGAGGCCCGCAACCGCAUCGGAGCACACAGCUCCCCGGUUCUGACGGUGAAAGUUCGAGGACGACUGAAGGUGAUUGCAUUGGCAUCUGCAGUGGGUGUUUCUGUCGGACUGAUCUCACUGACCGUGGUUGUCAUGAUCAGUAAAAACAUGCAUCGCGUGGACACUGAAAAUCUUGAGGAAGAAAAACAGUGUUCACCAAUAGUUGACUUGCCAGUGGACAACACUCUGUUUAGGGAAUCAACUUCAGAGACGUUUCUCCUCAAGGGCACAAAGAUGUCAGACAUUCCGGAGGAGCCGGAGGAGAUUUAUGAAAGUAGCCACCCUUCCAUCGUGCCCCUGAAAGAAGCUGCGCAGAGAGCGGAGGAACAGGGAAAAAUCAACUACAUUACGGUGCAUUAUUCUCGCAUGCCCAGUUGGGAAAAGGCGAAGGUCACAAAAAUACCUCUAGAUGGAGAGAAGAAGCUCAAAGAUGGUCCUAAUGCUGUUUAUACUGUUCUUGCCAAGCAACUGAGAGAGGAGAUGGAAGAGUCUGGCGUCUGAAGUGGUCAACUAAUGGAAGAAAUUGUGAAACCACAGGGAUUUUUUUAAACUACAUGUACUUACUAAUGGACCACUUGAAGUAGCCUGAAUGUCAGAGACUUGAAAAUAGGCCACACCAGUGAAAUCUCCACUGGAUGUUUUGUUCAAUUGUGUCCAGCUGCAGUUUGCUUUAAUAAAAUCCAGCUGCUCAA